Molecule: messenger RNA, 564 nt
Organism: Xyrauchen texanus (razorback sucker)
Lineage: Eukaryota; Metazoa; Chordata; Actinopteri; Cypriniformes; Catostomidae
Product: synaptonemal complex central element protein 2-like
Exons: 4
Coding region: 1-564 (187 amino acids)
Biological process (GO): synaptonemal complex assembly
Cellular component (GO): central element
Source: RefSeq, a predicted model, not a curated record
AUGGCUCAGCACUUUUUUGGAAACUCAGACUCCACAACUUUGCAGUCAACUCCCAAAGCUGGUCAUCACCAAGCAUCGGCAAAGGUGCCUGAUGAGGGGCGUAGCGCAACAGGUGAAGCGCUAUCGUUUGUAAGUCUGGAUGACAGCAUUGAGCCGCAGAGUGAGGACUCUGGUAUCGGUAUUUCAAAAACCUCAACCAGAAAUUCAACGGCCAACAGCGCAAUGGAAGAUGUUGGCCUGUUAUCUCCCACAAGUUCAAGUAUAGAUGAGAUUGGAAAGAAAGCACAGGACCUUAUCGAGAGAAUCAACGAGAGACGGGCCAUGGACCAACACGUGAUGGACAGCUUUGAGGAAAAACUCAUUAAAAAGGUGCGUGAGAUGUGUCAGCAGGUAAAGGAGCAGAUGUUUGUGUUUUAUGAACAGCACAGUCAGGGGAUGGAGGCCAGCAUUAGUGAGCUGUCCGAAGUGUUGGAGAGGAGCAGUCAGCUGAGUAUGGAGCUACAAGGAGCCAGUCAAACCCUGGCAGCCAUUAACAAGGGCCUGCAGCACAGCACUGAGCAAUAG